This is a messenger RNA of Fimicolochytrium jonesii, 777 nucleotides long. Its product is annotated as putative methyltransferase-domain-containing protein. The annotation marks the transcript as partial. The transcript is spliced from 2 exons. The record is from RefSeq and is a predicted model, not a curated record. NCBI's taxonomy places the organism in Eukaryota, Fungi, Chytridiomycota, Chytridiomycetes, Spizellomycetales, Powellomycetaceae.
GUUGCGCAGCACGCCAUAUCUCAGUUGCAGAAGUUUGCAGGGAAAUGGCUUGUCAGUUCAUUGACUUGGCUUCUUGACGCAGGAGAACAAGGAGAUGGGGAGGGAGAAGCAGAGGACCCUGAAGUGCUGGUCGACAUGGUUUCCGACACCCUAACGAUGUUGGCCGGCCGUGCCGCGUUGAAGGCUCUGGACAAGAACUACAAGUUUCCAGGGCUGGGAGGUGAACUCAUUAUUAGAGAACCCACGGCUGAUGUUGCCGACAUUGGCUUUCAAACUUGGGGUGCCGGUGUAGUCCUCGCGAGGUACGUAACGUCACAUUCCGAGAAGAAGACGAACUUCGCGCAGACAACGAUUCUAGAGCUAGGAAGCGGGACGGGGCUGGCAGGCUUACUAUGCGCUCGAAUAGGGCGGGACUCUACACCAUCGUCGCAUUCCUUCCACAUGACGCUAACCGACUACAACCCUGCGGUUCUGGAUACUUUGGUGUACAAUGCGCGAGCAAACAAUCUGGACGAUGUCGUAGAUGUUAGCAUGUUGGACUGGCGGGAUGGAGCGAUGCAUUCUUGGCCAGAUACGGAGGAUCUGGAUGACUCGAUACAGACGGGAGACUCGAAGCGCGCCACGUUUGAUUAUGUUAUCGCAUCAGACGUGGCGUACGACAAUGCAGUAACGCUGAUACCUGCGGUCGUCGAUCGGUAUCUGAGCUACGAACCUCAUGGGAGAUUCUGGUGCGUGGUGCCUAGGAGACAAAGAUUCAAUGCCGAGUUGGCGGCGUUU